This is a messenger RNA of Dovyalis caffra, 3390 nucleotides long. The record is from the annotation of a GenBank genome assembly. Lineage: Eukaryota; Viridiplantae; Streptophyta; Magnoliopsida; Malpighiales; Salicaceae.
AUGAAUCCACCAGAUAAACCAUCACAACCUCCGCCGUUGAAACCACUCUCGCCUCAAGACUGGGAAUCCCUACUCGACGAUUUCCAACAAGGCGAUCCUCUCCAUCACAAAUGGACCGCACCACACCGACUCCAAUCUCUCCUCGAUCACGCCUUCACUUCCCUCCUCAAAAAAGACUUCCCUUCCAAGCUUGCUCUCCUUCUCUUCCUCGAAGAAUUCUCCGAAACUUUUUUCACUCACGAAACGCACCUCAACCGUCUCCUUGAAUCUCUCCGCUCCGUUAUUCAAUCCCCACUGGACGGAUUAGCCAUCACGUAUAAUUUAAAAGAACAAUUCAUGGUAAGCACGACUUCGAUUUUUAUAACUGUGAACGCGCUUGAGAAAUUUCACGCGCGGUUCGUUGAGGGUUUAGUUGAGCUUUUAGUGUUGGUUAUUAACAGGCCUAAUCACAGUAUGGAUAGGCAAACACGAGCGAUUGCGUGCGAGUGCUUGCGCGAAUUGGAGAAAUGCUGGCCGUGUUUGCUGUCUAAUAUGGCUGGACAUUUGUGGAGUUUGUGCCAAAAUGAGAGAACUCAUGCUUGUCAAUCUUACCUUUUGUUGUUUACUAAUGUUGUUUUUAAUAUUGUUAAUACCAAGUUGAAUGUUUCGAUAUUGAAUACUUCGGUUCCUUUGGUUCCGUUUAGUGUUCCUCAAUGGGUUUUGUUAGGCGGGGAGGGAAGUAAAGAGGUGGUUGUGGGGUUGAAUUAUAAGGAGUUGAGGAGAGCGAUGGCGUUUUUAUUAGAGUCGCUGCAGGUUUUGACGCCUAGUGGGAUGAUGGAGUUUUUAGGGAUGGUAAUGCCCGUGGCUCUAGCUUUGGAGCUGCAGGCGUCGAUGUUGAAAGUCCAGUUUUUUGGGAUGAUUUAUUCCUUUGAUCCUUUGUUGUGUCAUGUUGUUUUAAUGAUGUAUUUUCAGUUUUUGGAUGCUUUUGAUGGGCAAGAGGGAGAGAUUGUUACUCGAUUGAUGUUGAUUUCGAAGGAGACGCAGCAUUAUUUGGUUUUUAGAUUACUUGCUCUUCAUUGGUUGUUGGGGUUAUUGAGUAAAUUGAUGUUCAGUGGAGAGGUUGGGAAAUAUAAGUCAAUUUUUGAGUUGGGUUUGAGAUUUUAUCCAGCUGUGUUUGAUUCACUUGCUUUGAAAUCAUUGAAGCUUGAUUUGCUUGCCUUCUACUCGAUAUGUCUUGAUAUGUUGAAACUGGAGAGUUAUUCUGGUGAGGAGGUGGGUAUUGGGAAAUCUGCAGCUAAGCUGUUUGAAGAUGGUCUGGUUUCUGUUUCGGCUUUCAAAUGGUUGCCUCCUUGGAGUACAGAAACUGCUGUGGCAUUCCGUGCAUUUCAUAAGUUUUUGAUUGGUGCCUCAUCUCAUUCUGACAGCGAUCCUUCCACCACUAGAACACUCAUGGACUCAACCAUCUUCCAUACUUUACAGGGGAUGCUAGUGGACUUGACAUUGCAGUUUCAGAGAUUGGUCCCUGUCAUUGUUUCUUACAUUGACCGCUUGCUCGGCUGUCAAAAGCAUUGUUGGCUGGGAGAGCGCUUGCUUCAGACAGUUGAUGAGUUUUUGCUUCCAAAAGUCAAAAUAGACUAUAAAUUGUCUUCUUACUUGCCAAUAUUUGACAGAAUAGCAGAAGACAAGACAAUACCUCCCGGUGGAUUGCUAGACCUCCUUCUCAAGUUUAUGGUUUUUCUUGUCGAGAAACAUGGCCCUGAUACAGGGCUCAAAUCUUGGUCCCUGGGAAGUAAAGUUCUUGGCAUUUGUCGAACUAUGCUGAUGCACCACCAUAGCUCUAGAUUGUUCCUUGGGUUAUCUCACCUCCUUGCAUUCACAUGUCUAUACUUCCCUGAUUUGGAGGUUCGCGACAAUGCAAGGAUCUACCUGCGGAUGCUGAUCUGUAUACCAGGACUGAAGCUUCGAGACAUACUGAACCUGGGGGAGCAACUCCUUGGUAUUUCUCCAUCUUCACAUUCCAGUUCUUUCUUCAAUGUUCACUCUCCUCGACAACAUUAUCAGCAUUUCAAGAAAUCUAGGAACAUCUCAUCCUACAUUCACAUUGAGCGCAUAAUACCAUUGCUUGUUAAGCAAUCCUGGUCCUUGUCGUUGUUACCUUUGGGCGAUGGGAGUGCCAAAGCUGGUUAUCUAGAGAGCAUAAGGGAUAGGGAACCUCAGGUUGACUUAAGAGAUCUGGAUGGCAGUGAAAAUUUGGAGAUUGCCCCAGAAACUGAAAGAAUCUAUCAGCCUCAAGAGCCAUUACGCGUAAUGGAUUCAAAGAUUUCAGAGAUCUUAGAAAUAUUAAGGAGGCAUUUCUCAUUUAUUCCUGAUUUUAGGCAUAUGCCUGGGCUCAAGGUUAGAAUAUCCUGCCAUUUGAGAUUUGAAUCCGAGCCUUUCAAUCAUAUAUGGGGAGAUAAUUCACCUACUAGUCAGUUGGAUGGAGAAGAUGCCCUUCCUGCCAUAUAUGCAACUGUCCUUAAAUUUUCAUCCCCAGCACCAUAUGGAUCUAUUCCAUCAUAUCGCAUUCCUUUUCUUCUUGGUGAACCUCCCAGGAAUGGUGAUAUUUCCAGUCAGACUGUUUCACUAGACAUUGUUCCUGUAGAAAAUGGUGCUAGAGAAGAGGAAAGCUUUAGAGCUCCUGUAACAAUUGAUUUGGAACCACAGGAACCAACACCUGGUCUAGUUGAUGUUUCCAUUGAAGCAAAUGCAGAAAAUGGUCGGAUCAUCCAUGGUCAGCUUCAAAGUAUCACAGUAGGUAUAGAGGACAUGUUUCUCAAGGCUAUUGUCCCAUCUGACAUUGCAGAAGAUGCAAUACCUGCUUAUUAUUCACAGUUAUUCAAUGCUCUCUGGGAGGCUUGCGGUGCUCCUUCCAACAUAGGGCGGGAGACAUUCCAAUUAAAGGGGCAUAAGGGUGUGGCAGCAAUCAGCGGAACCCGAUCAGUCAAGCUGCUUGAAGUUCCUGCAGGCUCUCUGAUACGGGCCACUGAGCAAUAUCUUGCACCCUUUGUUGUUAGUGUGAUUGGUGAACCACUUGUUAACAUGGUGAAGGAUGGGGGAAUAAUCAGAGACAUCAUAUGGAAGGAUUCUACAGCAGAUUCUUUGCUUGGUAGCUCUACCUCAGUUACACCAGGUUUAGAAAGAGGUCCCCUUCAUCUUACCUAUGGUGAGGAUGAGGAUGAGAGUGGAAGUUCUAUAAAUUUUAGUAAAAGAAACAUGGGUUGCUUUCUUGUAUUGAUAUUUCUUCCUCCAAGGUUCCAUCUCCUUUUCCAAAUAGAAGUAAGUGACCUUUCAACCUUGGUUCGAAUUAGAACUGAUUACUGGCCAUGCUUAGCUUAUGUUGAUGAUUAUCUGGAGGCUUUGUUUUUGGCAUAG